UCGACUUCGCUUCGUUAUAUCCAGUCCAGGCUCUGUUCGAGAGUUCGAAAUUGAACGGCGCUUGUUUCAUGGUUUUCAUGCUUUUUCUAGUAUAGUGGAGCUCAUCAUCUAUGCGAACUAAUGGUGCUUUCUACGCGCUCCAGUACUUGAUAUAUCUGGUGCCGAGGCCGACAUCACUGUGUUUUCAGUCAGCAUGGCCACCCCGAAAGAGAGGGCACUGUCGUCCAAAUGCCUGGUGGUGUUGCUGCAGUCCCUCGUCGGCAUGGAAACCACUGUGGAACUGCGCAACGAGUGCAUUGUUCAGGGAAAGAUCGAGAAUGUUGACUGUUACAUGAACGUGGACAUGACAGACGCCCGUCUGACGGCGCCCAACAGCGAGGAAGGCCACCAGAUGGAGCAGUUUUUUGUGCAGGGACAGCAGAUCCGAUACGUACACAUUCCGGACGAAGUGGACGUCGGAGCCACCAUCGCCAAGGGGCUCUCCAGGCUCGUAAGGGAGGAACCCAAGAAGGUUACCACCAGGAGGCGGCCAAUGCCAAGGUCGAAGAGCACUAAAUCACGAGAGAGGGAGCGUUCUUUGCAGAAACUAAAAAGUUAAUUUUGGUGA
Ornithodoros turicata is the source of this 607-nucleotide messenger RNA. RefSeq names its product U7 snRNA-associated Sm-like protein LSm10. The record is from RefSeq and is a predicted model, not a curated record. Gene Ontology annotation, molecular function: histone pre-mRNA DCP binding; U7 snRNA binding. The transcript is spliced from 3 exons. Bases 194 to 598 code for a protein of 134 amino acids. Gene Ontology annotation, biological process: mRNA 3'-end processing by stem-loop binding and cleavage. Lineage: Eukaryota; Metazoa; Arthropoda; Arachnida; Ixodida; Argasidae. Gene Ontology annotation, cellular component: cytoplasmic U snRNP body; nuclear body.